Molecule: messenger RNA, 741 nt
Organism: Trichoderma harzianum CBS 226.95
Lineage: Eukaryota; Fungi; Ascomycota; Sordariomycetes; Hypocreales; Hypocreaceae
Exons: 1
Source: RefSeq, a predicted model, not a curated record
UUUAGUUCCGGCGUAGAUCACACAUCACUUGUGUUUCAAAUCCUCAUACCCGUCUUCUUCUCUCUCGCCCUGUACAACGUCAUCGAACUUACGUUUCUUAUCUUUCAUACCUUCAAGCGGCACUCGGGUCUUUAUUUUUGGUCAUGCGUAUUUGCCACUGGGGGUCUUGUCUUUCAGUCUGCUGGUUUCUUCAUAUUGUAUUAUGCAUCUCCAUCGGUGGCAUAUCUGGCGGUGACGAUAUCGCUUUUAGGAUGGAUACCAAUGGUGACGGGCCAGUCCUUGGUGCUAUGGUCUCGAUUACACCUCAUUUUACACAACCGACGGCGUCUAAGGAUGAUCUUAUGGAUGAUUAUUAUCAACGCCAUACUAUGGACUGGAGGAAUCACUCCAAUGAUAUACGGUUCCGUUGCCAAUCCAGAGCUAUUCCACACACCUUUUCAAGUCAUGGAGAGGAUCGAGGUCACCGUUUUCUUUGUCCAGGAACUGAUCAUAUCUGGAGUAUAUAUCUUCGAAACUCUCAAGCUCAUGAGAGUACAGCAAUCUCUGGGGAUCAGUCAAUACGGCCGCUCUCUCAUGAAACAUCUAAUUAUUGUCAAUAUUAUCAUCAUCGUCCUCGACGGCACCAUUAUUGCUCUGGAAUAUGCAAAUCAAUGGGAAUAUCAAACUGCCUAUAAGACAUUCGCGUAUAGCGCGAAACUAAAGCUGGAAUUCACGAUCCUUAACCGUUUGGUCGACAUGACA